Asterias rubens (European starfish) is the source of this 3119-nucleotide messenger RNA. RefSeq lists its product as uncharacterized. Bases 344 to 1687 code for a protein of 447 amino acids. The record is from RefSeq and is a predicted model, not a curated record. The transcript has 6 exons. Lineage: Eukaryota; Metazoa; Echinodermata; Asteroidea; Forcipulatida; Asteriidae.
GUCACACAGCUAGCUCGGUUCUAGUGCACCAUUCUGACACACAUUGAAUUAUUCCAUAAAAUCGGCCGCCUUUUCUACAUCUUUCUUACUCUAGUUGCAGUUGUAGUAGUUCUAUGUGACUUAUGUGUUUGUCGUGCAACUAAAAAAGCAGCAGUUGUGAUGACUCGUUUUCCAAAAGUGUCACCGAAUUCCUGGAGGUUAAACGCAUAAAAAUACUACGGGAAAAAAACUGAAUGUACGGCUCCUUGACAUUAAUUUGACACCAGCACAACCUAGCCACACACAGAGGUGUCCCAGAUGUAGUGACUUGUAAGUGACUUUGAGGGCUGUCCACGUGGGAACCAUGAACCCUAUUUGGCGGGCUACCAUGGAAAUGAGUAAGGCUCGCUCUGAGAACCAGAAGCAGAUUAAGAAGAGACAAGAAAUGCAGAGAAACAAGACUAGGAAGGAGAAGGAACGGAGACGAGUGGAGGCCUUGGAGCGAGACAGACAACGUUUCAUCGUUGGUCAAGAGCUGAUCCCUGAGGAUUUGGAGAAGGAGGAGGAACUGGAAGACGUCCAAGAGUCAGCAGCUGAGAAGUUUCAGAAGGAGUUAUGCUGGUGUAUACAGCAGGCUAAGGUUGGCCUUGCCAGUAUCAAACCAUCUUCAAAGGAAGCCAAACCUCAGACUGAGGAAGCUCAGAAGUUGCUUCGGACUCUGACGUCCAUCAAAGCGCCAAUGGCCAAGAAGAGACAAGUAAUGCGAGCAACGUUUGGGGAUUAUAGAAACAAGAUGCAUCAGGAAGAGAGACAACACAAAGCAAAUAUGAGUAAAAAGAUGUGUGUGGAGCAAGCCAGCCCUAAGAAGAGAGGAUGCGGUACUUUCCUCAGGAUGUCCGUAACAGCAAGUGGAGAUGCAACCUCGCAGAUUAUACCAACCAGCAAUGACCUCAGUGAAAAAGCAGGGUCAUCAGGUCAUCUCUCAAGGUCAUCAGUGGGUCACGACCCAGAGCCAGCAGGUCAUGAACUAGGGACUUCAGAUACUAACCAGGGCUCAUCAAGGGGGGAUCAGGGAAUGCCCGGCAAUCAAGGCGUGACCUUGGACUGUCCUGCAACAAAAGGUCAUGACCUCGGGUCAUCUGGCGAUGACCGGCUGAAAAAUGAAGAGGACGACUCAACAAUGCAAUACCUUGAAAAAAGUACGGAGAAUAUGCAUAUCCUGAACCCGGAGAGCAAGGACUCUCAGAGGAAGAAUCUGGAUAACAAUGAUGAAAACAGAAGCCAUGAAUGGCACCAAAUCUCCCACAAUCAGAACGCUGCAAACAAAAGAAAAAUGUCACAAGAGGAUGAGGACUCUACCACUCUGGAAUUGUCGGAAGAGGUUGAAAAGCCAUCUGACCUUUCUUUGAAUCUCAAUAAGGGAACAAACUCUUUCUCGUUUAACUUUAGUAUCGGUAAGGACGAUCUGGACCAGCAAGAAGCCAGACUGUCCAGGAGCCCUAACAAUAAGAACAUUGAGGAGUCUCAGAGUGAGAGCAGUACCCCUGAGAAGGCACCGGGAAGUGGACGAAGGAAGCCUGGAAGCAGGAAGAGGAAUCGAAGCAAGAAGAAACAACAACAUAAAGAAGCAACUGUUGCCACCGGCAACCAGAAGAUGCAGUUGGAAGCAGACGGGGAGUUCAAGUUUAACUUCCCCGCUCCAACAUAGUAGACCUUUGUCAGAGGAAGCCGUCUUACUAUUCCCUUUUUUUUGGGGGGGGGUUUGGUUCAAAUCAAUAUAACCAGAAGAUGCAGUUGGAAGCAGACGGGGAGUUCAAGUUUAACUUCCCCGCUCCAACAUAGUAGACCUUUGUCAGAGCAAAGCCUUGAAUUCCCUUUUUGGGGGGGGGGGGGGGGGGUAGAGUUUUGGUUCAAAUCAAUAUAACUGAACUAAAGAAAGGGUGCCUACAUAAUUUUACGUUCCUUUUCUUUGUUCUUUUUUUGACAAGUUUCCCCAACUGAAAGGUUACAAUUUAAUUGUUUUUUUGUUGUUUUCCUAGAUUUACCUAAUGGUUACAGCAUUGGUAAUUUGCGCAAACAAGGUUUGCCCAAGUACUCAGUGCAUGCCUUGCCCAUAGUCUUUAUACUGAACCAAAUGGCAAGCUAAGUCAUGAUAAAUGGCAUGUGACUAAUGGUAUACUGUUAAUUUGAGGCACAGUUGUACCACCAUCCAUUUACAUAGUACAUGGUCAUUGAGUGACUGAGUGAUCUGUUAUGAACCAACCCUUGACAGAUUCAGGUUAUUGAGUCUUUGUUCUUGACAAAGGGCUAAGUUAUGACUUUGUUCGGUGAGUGAUAAGGUUGUAUCACCAUUUUGUUUAUACGCACAAUCAAGGAUCAAUGCACUGUACUCGAUACUUCAAGAACAAACUGCAUUAUUUCAAACACUAUCAGCCAGCAAUUUGGCACAGGUACUUGUAUACAUGCAAACAAUGGUAUUCAUUUUAUGAGUCAUAAAAUGCUUUAUAUACCUCAUAAUAUAGUAUCCUCUAAUCUGAUUGGUUAAAAAUGGAGAUGGAAAAAGCUGUGCCCCCUUUUACUGUCAAUAUGACGCCAUAUUUGACUACGCUCGCCCUGAAAAUAACUGUCACAAAUAGGUCGUUCGUGUUAAGAAGAAUCUUCACUCGGUAUAUAAAAGAAAUAUUAACUGCUUAAUAAUCGGGGCACAGGUAAAAUUAUAGGCCCUCGGUGAUGUCAUAACCAUGGCUUUGCCCUCAGCUUCGCUUCGGGAAUAGUUUUGACAUCACCUUGGGCCAUUACUUUUAAUUAUAUACCUCAUAUUUAGAAUCCUCUAAUCUGAUUGGUUAAAAAUGGACUCAUGGAUUAAUUAAAUAAAUACAAAUAGUUUCAUCAAAUUGUAUUCUUUUUAUAAUCAUUUAAAUAAUUGAAGAUGAGGCUUUUCACUAUUUGUUUCGGUCAAUUAUUAUGCUGAAAAGAAUUUCAGUUGCUACAUGUGUAAAUAACUAACUCUUGCAAUUAAUAUAAAUGGUAAGAUAAGAUGCACAGGGUUUGACAUUAAUUGUUAAUGUACAGUUUUGUAAUUUUGAAAGAUAUCGCUCGGUUGUUAAAGCCAUUAUACACUUUCGGUACAGAAAAAAAAG